Molecule: messenger RNA, 4517 nt
Organism: Phyllopteryx taeniolatus (common seadragon)
Lineage: Eukaryota; Metazoa; Chordata; Actinopteri; Syngnathiformes; Syngnathidae
Gene: dhx36
Product: DEAH (Asp-Glu-Ala-His) box polypeptide 36
Exons: 27
Coding region: 288-3479 (1063 amino acids)
Cellular component (GO): cytoplasm; nucleus; intracellular anatomical structure
Molecular function (GO): G-quadruplex RNA binding; DNA helicase activity; ATP binding
Source: RefSeq, a predicted model, not a curated record
GUAAUUUUCAAGCCGCAAUGACUGGUAACGUCACAAAUGUGCGACUCGCCGGAUGGAAACAAGCGCAUGAAUAGCUUAUGACGGCUCAUUUAUUGUAUUAUUUUCAAACGACAUAUUAGAAAUAAUUCUUACAUGUUUAGCUAACAUCAAUGCUAGUGAGUUAACGUCUUAACGUUAAGUCUCCGCUCCCGCGUUGAAUCUCUUAGCCCCAAGCUAGUGCUGUUUGCUAACGGGUGCGACAACUUGUCUCAUUUCGUGCCAACGUCGUUUGUUUCUCUUGCGUCGGGAUGAGUAAAAAGUACGGAGGUGGGGGCGGUGGACGAGACAGAAGAGGAGGUAGUAGUAGAGGCUUUCGUGAUGGCAGCAGAGAAAGAGCCGAACGGGGAAGUGGUUUUAGUGGCAGCUUCGACCAGGACAACGACGGUGGUCGCCAUCCAUCACACUUGAAGGGCCGUGAGAUUGGCUUGUGGUACGCAAAGUACGGGGCCGUGAGGAAGAAACAGGCUGACCGGAGAUCGCGGGCAGUGGUCCAGAUGGAUGAGUCCAGAGAGCAGCACAUUAUUAAGCUGCUCGACUCCGUCCAGAAUGACCAGUCAGGUCCGGAGAGACCGAGUGGAAAUGCGAGAGGCUUUGCGUCGGCGGACAACUGGCGUGCACGUUCCAAUAAAAGUGGCCACUGCUAUUUUGAUGGAGACAUGACCGAAGAGGAAAAACGGAAGAUCAAAUUUGAGAGGGAAGACAUUGACACAACACACAAGAAACGUUCUAGCUCACAGGCAGUUGUUAAAGAUGAGAUUCCUGACAGAUGGGAUGAUGAUGAUGUGGUGGAGCUGCAGCAACUGGAGGAGGAAGAAGAUAGGGAGAAACUGAGGAGGAAUGAGAAAGAUCUAGAAUUCUUACUCCAGGAAAUAGCUAGAGAUGUUUUGCUGGACGAAUCGCUGAAGAGAGAUCUGCAGAGUAAGAAAUCACACCCAAAGUACAAGGAAAUGCUGCGGUUCAGAGAAAAGUUGCCAUCCUAUGGGAAGAAAGAGGAGCUAGUGCGGCUGAUCAACUCCAACCAAGUGCUGGUGGUGAGCGGUGAAACAGGCUGCGGAAAAACCACGCAGGUGACCCAGUUCAUCCUGGACGACCACAUCAACCGCGGCAUGGGCUCUAUGUGCCGUGUGGUUUGCACGCAGCCUCGGCGCAUUAGCGCCAUCUCGGUAGCAGAGCGCGUGGCUGCCGAGAGGGCAGAAAAGGUUGGCAGUGGAAAUUCGUGUGGUUAUCAAAUUCGCUUGCAGAGCCAGUUACCACGGAGACAAGGUUCAGUCCUGUACUGUACCACGGGCAUUAUCCUUCAGUGGCUCCGCUCAGACUCUCGGCUAUCAAGUGUCAGCCAUUUGGUUCUGGAUGAGAUCCACGAGAGAAGCCUGCACUCCGACGUGUUGCUCACCAUCGUCAAGGACCUACUCGAAGUGCGAUAUGACCUCAAGGUCAUCCUGAUGAGUGCCACGCUCAACGCAGAGAAAUUCUCGAAGUACUUCGAGAACUGCCCCAUGAUCCACAUCCCAGGCUUGACAUUCCCAGUGGAGGAAUUCCUUGUAGAGGACGUUGUGGAGAUGACAAGGUAUCAUCCCAAGAACCAGGACCGCCGGCCUGCAUGGAAAAGAGGCUUCUGGCAGGGACGCCACUCCAGACCUGAAAAGGAGGAGAAGGAGGCCGAAUACAAAGAGAGCUGGCCUUGUUUUGCUCGCACACUCCAAGCCAGAUACUCUGAGAGCACCAUAGCUGCUCUCGAGAUGCUGGAUGGCGAUGACAAGAUUGACUUGGAGCUCAUCGUGGCACUCAUCCGCCAUAUUGUGCUCAACGAUGAGGAAGGAGCCAUCUUGGUCUUCUUGCCCGGCUGGGACAACAUCAGCAGCCUCAAUGACUUGCUAAUGGGACAGCAGAUGUUCAGAUCAGAUCGUUUUGUUAUCAUCCCACUGCACUCACUCAUGCCGACGGUUAAUCAGACGCAGGUAUUCAAACGGCCUCCAUCUGGUGUGCGAAAGAUUGUGAUUGCUACCAAUAUAGCUGAGACAAGCAUCACCAUAGAUGAUGUUGUUUUUGUAAUCGAUGGAGGCAAGAUCAAAGAAACCAACUUCGACACCAACAACAACAUCAGCACCAUGACGGCCGAGUGGGUGAGCCUGGCCAAUGCCAAGCAAAGGAAAGGGCGCGCUGGCAGAGUGUGUCCAGGAAAGUGCUAUCAUCUGUAUAAUGGUCUCCGAGCCAGCCUUCUGGAUGCCUACCAAUUACCAGAAAUCAUGAGGACUCCGUUGGAGGAGCUGUGCCUGCAGAUCAAGAUAUUGAAACUUGGGGGCAUUGCUCACUUCCUGCAGAAAGCUCUGGACCCUCCCACUGAAAAGGCUGUGAAUCUGGCCAUAAAGAACCUCAAAGACCUGAACGCCUUGGAUCAUUCGGAGAACCUAACGGCGCUGGGUUUCCACCUGGCUCGCCUGCCCGUGGAGCCUCACAUUGGAAAGCUCAUCCUGUUCGGAGCGCUGCUAGGCUGCCUCGACCCCGUGCUCACCAUUGCCGCCUCCCUCAGCUUCAAAGACCCUUUCUUCAUACCCCUGGGCAAAGAGGAGAUGGCAGACAAGAGGAGGAAAACACUGUCCAACAACUCCAAAAGUGAUCACCUCACUGUGGUCAACGCUUUCCAGGGCUGGCAGGAAGCUAAACAGCGUGGCGGCCGGUGCGAGCGGGAGUUCUGCUGGGACAACUUCCUGUCUGGCAACACACUCCAGAUGUUGCACAACAUGAAGGGCCAGUUUGCUGAACAUCUCAUGCACGCAGGCUUCGUCAGCAGCAAGGACCCUAAAGACCCCAACUCUAAUGUCAACUCAGACAACGAGAAAUUGAUCAAAGCGGUGAUCGUAGCUGGCCUGUAUCCUAAAGUAGCCAUGAUCCGACCAUCACACAGCAAAAAGAGACCUGGGGUGAAAGUGUACACUCAGCAUGACGGGAAGGUGUGUAUCCACCCCAAGUCCGUCAACUACGAGGAGACCAACUUUAACUACACGUGGCUCAUCUAUCACCUCAAAAUGAGAACCAGCAGCAUCUUCCUGUACGACUGCACCGAAGUCUCCCCCUUCUCUCUCCUCUUCUUUGGUGGCGACAUCACCAUCCAAAAGGACGAUGACCAGGAGACCAUCGCCGUGGACAAGUGGAUCGUCUUUAGGUCGCCGGCGCGCACUGCUCAUCUCGUCAAAAGUCUAAAACAAGAGCUGCAUUCUCUGCUGGCGGACAAGAUCCGCAGGCCGGCCCCCGUGGACUGGAAGAACCGCCAAUCCAAAGACUGUGCCGUCAUCACAGCCAUCAUCGACCUCAUCACUACGCAGGAGACGACGGCUACGACGGCGGGGGCUCAGGGCGCCGGCAGAGGCCACGGCAGGACGUGGACCCCCAGAGGACAACACAUUUACUUCAAUGACGACGACAGUGACGAUGACAAUUAGCUUGGGACGACACCUGAGAGGAGGAAUCACAGGCGGUCCAUCCUCUGCAUGUUGCGCUCGAUGGUGGCCUGACACGUGAUCGGCUCGGCGCACUCUGCCAGGAACCAGCCGCGCUCACCGUCACGCAGACGCUCGCCCUCGUGCCAACCUGGCAGAACGACAGAGGGAGACCUCAGUUCAGUGAGCGUCAAAGGAUCAACAUCUGUGCCUUUUGCUUUUCAAAAGCAUUUUUGCAACACUUACUCCAAAAGUCCUCAUCAACCUACCUACCUAGUGAAUCAACAUACCAUGCUAAGUUACUAACCUACCUACCUAAAAAAAAUAUACACCCUGAAUGAAUCAACGCUAUGAUCUGCUCUCCCUACUUCCCCAUCUAAACUACCCGCUACCCUACCUAAUUAAUUACGUUUAUUUUAUUAAUCUGCCUACCUACCAACCUAAUCAAUUUACCCACAUACCUCAUGAAUCAACAUACUUACAUACCUACCUAAUGUACUCACCUAUCUACCAAAUUACUCUAUCCACCUACGUAAUCUACCUACCUAAUUUCCCUACCCACCUAAUGAAUCUACUUACUUAACUGUAUCUGUAAACAUUUAUCUACCUACCUAGAAUUUACCGAACUAAUUAACCUACUUGCCUACCUAAUGAAUCAACCUACCUACAUACGUACUUAACAAUUUACCUACCUAACUAAUCAACCUGUCUACCUACCUACUUACCCAAUUAAUCAACCUACCUAAUCUGCUUGCUUCCCUAGUUAAUCUACCUGCCUACCUACCUAAUCAAUUCACCUAGCUACCUCAUCUAUUUCCAUACAGUACAUAUUUACCAUUUAACCUAGUAACCUAAUCUACAUGAAUCAAUCUACCAGAUGAAACUAUACGCUACCAACCUACUUACUUUCUUAUUUACCGAACUAAUAACCUACUUUACCUCCCAAUUAAUAACCUUCCUACCUAAUCUGCCUACUUUAUGUAUGUUCGUACCAAUUUACAUACCAAACUAAUCUACCAAAUAAAACCUGCCUAUUACCGA